CAGGCGCACGACGGCCCGGCGCCGGAGAGGGCGGAAGGCGGGAGCGCGCGCCCGCUCCGGAGGCGCGCCAUGGAACAGCGGCUGGCCGAGUUCCGGGCGGCUCGCAAACGGGCCGGGCAGGCGGCCCAACCGUGCGCUUCAAGUCAGACCGUACAAACCCUGGGAGAGAAGGCGGAAGCAGUUAGGACUCCAGAGGCAGCCUCAGGCUGGUUAAGGCGGUUCCUGAUACUUGUACGGAAACCGAGGCCCGCGAAUGCCCGGGUCCCGCCCAGCCGCGCUCAGGAGGUGGCUCAGCCCCCGAGGAACGUCCCCAGUCGUCCUCCUCUGCCUCCGCCUCCACACCGAGACCGGUCUUUCCUGACCAGCAUCACCUUCCUGAAGGUCCUUCUCUGGUUGGUCCUACUGGGACUGUUCGUAGAGCUGGAAUUUGGCCUGGUGUAUUUCGUUCUGUCCUUGUUCUACUGGAUGUACGUAGGGACGCGGGGCCCAGGGGAGAAGAAGGCAGGCGAGAAGAGCGCCUACUCCGUGUUCAACCCGGGCUGCGAGGCCAUCCAGGGCACGCUGACUGCAGAGCAGCUGGAGCGCGAGUUACAGCUCCGGCCCCUGGCGAGGACCUAGGCGCGGCUCGGCUGCCACCAGCUAAGCCUGGGCCCGACCUCCUGGCCCAAGAGCAUGGGCUUGAUUUCCACUGCAGGGACUGAGCACAGCUUGCAGGUGGACUCUGACUGCAUAAUUCCUUGCUCUUUCCCAGACGGGUUGCUGCAGUUUUAUCCUUGACCUUCUCUCUGGCUUGGGCGAAAUCCCUUAGAAGACACUCACUCACUGUGCUGUUAAUAAAACGUUAGUACUCAGGA
Molecule: messenger RNA, 854 nt
Organism: Cavia porcellus (domestic guinea pig)
Lineage: Eukaryota; Metazoa; Chordata; Mammalia; Rodentia; Caviidae
Gene: Saysd1
Product: SAYSVFN motif domain containing 1
Exons: 2
Coding region: 70-618 (182 amino acids)
Source: RefSeq, a predicted model, not a curated record